UCGGCGACAGUGACAGACGGUUGACAUUGACAGAUUAUUCAUUUGUCAAAAUUCAUUCGCUUCAAUUUUUUCUCCAUUCCAUUCUUCAAUCCGGAAUAUUUCGCAAUAAAUUACUUCCACCAUUAGCAACAAAAUCAUUCGGCUUUUAGCCUUCGUGAUUUGAUGGAUCCUUGGGGCAGCGAAGUUGUAGAAACUGCUGAGGUUGCGCCGGAAUUCGAAGAUAAUUUCAAGCCUGCCGUCGAGUCUGAGAAGCUAGCCGACUCCGCCGAAUAUCUCGCUAUUUUGGAAAGGAAACUCAAAGCAGUCCGUAACAAGAGCAAGGUUGUUGAGAACCUCUCUGCCUACAGGGAAGAUUGCCUUAACCGGUUGAUGCGAGACGGCUGUGAUCUUGACCCGGUCAUUGGAGACACCGAAGGCGAGAAGCUGUUGCAGGAAUAA
Pectinophora gossypiella (pink bollworm) is the source of this 438-nucleotide messenger RNA. RefSeq lists its product as uncharacterized. The coding region runs from base 163 to 438 and encodes 91 amino acids. The transcript has 3 exons. NCBI's taxonomy places the organism in Eukaryota, Metazoa, Arthropoda, Insecta, Lepidoptera, Gelechiidae. The record is from RefSeq and is a predicted model, not a curated record.